Mizuhopecten yessoensis (Yesso scallop) is the source of this 1992-nucleotide messenger RNA. Its product is annotated as tumor necrosis factor receptor superfamily member 11B-like. Gene Ontology annotation, molecular function: protein binding. Gene Ontology annotation, biological process: signal transduction. The record is from RefSeq and is a predicted model, not a curated record. Lineage: Eukaryota; Metazoa; Mollusca; Bivalvia; Pectinida; Pectinidae.
GGCCAGACAGCAAACACCUAUAAAACUAAAACUGGUAUGUCAUGUAUCCUCUGCCCUCCUGGAUACUAUCACAUAAAGGAUUGUGAAAUGCCCGGUACGAUUGCUGUGUGCAGGCCAUGUCCAGCGGGAACUUUUUCAAACACGUUCAACAGAGCUAUACACUGCGCCGCCUGCAUGCCUCACUGCGAGUCGGAUGUCCUUGACACGGUUCAAGAGUGUAACGCCACUAUGGACAUGGUAUGUGAUUGUCCGCCCGGAAAAAUUCUUGAAAACCCCAUGGACAAAUUCCACGCUAAAUGUAAGCCUUUCAUAGGCUGUGAACUAGGAUCGGGAGUGAUUGAUCAAGGUACGCCAGGUCAUGAGCCAGUCUGCGCAAAGUGCAGACCAGGUAUAACUUUUUCCCCGGAAGUGUCAUGGCAUGAACCUUGCUACCCAUGCACGCGAUGCCCGAACGAUGACGUGUUGCAGGGAUGCAACACAACACACGACAGCAUUUGUAAUUUGCCGAGACCAUCCUGGCGUGUGAUUGCCGCAAUACCUUCUAUAGUUGUUAACUGUGUUUUCAUGCUGGCUAUACUGUUUAUAGCAAUAGUAAUAUAUAUAAGAUGGAUUCGAAAAAAGAAACAUGAACUAAAAAUUGAUGAAGAGGAAUGUAGACCGUUGAGUCCUGUUUCUAGCAACAGAAGCAGUGAUUCCGGUUUGGACAAAAUUUCUGAACAAACAGAAAUGGAGACGUUAGGUACUAACUGGGGACCUAUAUUCCGGAUGGUAUCCAGACAUAUAACAGGCAACUGGAAGGAUGUGAUACGGAGUUUGUUUCAUGCCAUAGACGUUGACGACUGUGAUACAAUCAUUCAGGAACAACAAAAUAACAGCCUAUCUAAUACGGAACAGAUUUACCAGUGCCUUUUAAAAUGGCAACAACAAGGGAGAUCUCAUUCGACAGACAUCCUGGUCCAAAUCCUAACCGAGAGAUCCUACCAUGAACUUGUGCGAAAAAUGCGAGCUGAUUUUCAGUCAGAAUUCACAACGAAUCCUGACACAACCUGAAAAAAGCCAUAGUUAUAUUUGGUCAACCAAAUUCUUCUAAUCAAAUGGAAGACUUGUCCCCAAUUUCAAGGGAUCAUUUGAUGGUCGGGUGGUUUAGUGGGUAGAGCACUCGUCUUUCUACGACAUGGGCGGAAGUUGAUUCCUCGUUUGCUUGUUGAAUAUCAAAAUCGAUAUCGGUUUCAUCGAAAUGUUUCAUACAUUUUAUCCAAGGGCAGAUGUACUUGGUUAAAUGAUAUGUACACAUUCUAUAAAUAGCUGUAAGGAAUUUCCACAAAAGCAUUUAAAAUCUAGGUGUAGUACAUAAGCUAUAACCCGAUGUACAGUAUGUAACGUUGAUCUCUUUUGGGUGUCAUAAUACCUUCUGCCUUUCCUUAUACGAGCUUCAAUCAAAAUUAAAUGACAAAUUGUCCUUUCAUUUGUCUUAGGUGCAAGGUGCGUUUCAUCUGCUGUUAAUUUAUAUAACAUAUAGAAUGUAGUUCUAAACGGGAAUAUGUGAAGACUACAUUAUAUCUGUUGAGUACAUCAUAGUUAUGUAUAUGUCAGUGUUUUCCUUAAUUGCCAAGUCACAUGUACCCCGAGGUAAAUAUUUUCAUCCUAAUGUAUGUAUAAUGACUUAGUUGUUACGAUUUUAGAUUUUCUUUACCCUUUUCUCUUGAAUUGCUAUCGAUCUUUUAAUGUGAUAGUAUUUCAGAAAAAAAAAAUCUCUUCUUUUACUUGUUUUAUGUGAUUGAUCUGAGAAGUUAAUACUAACUCAUUGUCUUAAGAUCUGGAAAAUCCUAUUGACUCAAACUUUCUAACUUUUUGUAAAAUUGUAUAUGAAACUUAAUGACAAUAAGUAAAGUUGAUCUAAACAGAUGUAAUACUAUCGUUCUUUUUGUAUAUCACUUAUCUGCUUCAUUUAAACCGUCCUUAAGGAUGUACACUUCUGAGGUUUCAGUCACG